Messenger RNA from Cyclopterus lumpus (lumpfish), 1593 nucleotides. RefSeq names its product zinc finger protein 664-like. Bases 90 to 1562 code for a protein of 490 amino acids. The record is from RefSeq and is a predicted model, not a curated record. Lineage: Eukaryota; Metazoa; Chordata; Actinopteri; Perciformes; Cyclopteridae. The transcript has 3 exons.
CCGGAAGUGGCCAGCAGCAGCUGCAGAGGGAGAAGCGGCCGCUGGUCGCUCGUUGACGGACUACUUUAUGAACGGAACCGGACUGCGGGAUGGAGACCGACGCGGAUGCUCCGGGCCUUCAGAUCAAAGUGGAACCCGAUGACGUGGACAUCCGGUCGUUUACCGUCCUCAAGAAGCUGUCCAUCAAACUGACCGACUGCAGGCUGUGGCUGGAUGGGCGGGACUUCCUGUCUCUUGACGAGCACCCUCAGCUGCGUCAGCAGAGGCUGACCAUCGCAGGCAGAAAGAUGGUCUACUGCUCCGAGUGUAACAAGGGCUUCUACAAGGAGGCUCACAUGGAGGCUCACCUGAGAACCCACCGAGGGCAGAAACCCAACGAGUGCUGGCAAUGCGGGAAGACCUACCCGACCCUGAUGAGCCUCGUGGUCCACCAGCAGAUCCACGACCGCAGGGAGCCCUACCGGUGCUCGUACUGCGAGAAGACCUUUGCUCUUAAGAGGGACUGGAAGACGCACCACCGGACGCACUCCGGGACCAAACCCUUCAAGUGCUGGUUCUGCGGGGACGGCUUCAGUGAGCAGGACCAGCUCAGCGAGCAUCUGGAGGUGCACAAAGGAGAGAAGUGCUACCACUGCAAAGCCUGCAACAAGAUGUUCGUUUCCUACCAGGGCUUCAACUUCCAUCGCAAGUCGCACAAGAACCAGAAGCUGCUGCCCUGCCUGAAGUGUAAGAAGACCUUCAGUAACCCUCAGAGCCUGAAGCUCCACCAGGUGACUCACUCUGACAGGAAGCCACAUAAAUGCCCCACCUGUAGCAAAGGCUUCAAGCUGCUGAGCGGCAUGCGCGUCCACCAGAGGACCCACGAGGACCUGAAGGACUACCACUGCACAGAGUGCGCCAAGUGUUUCUCCAGCCUGCAGGGUCUGAAGCUGCACAACCGCACCCACACCGGCCUGAAGCCCUACAAGUGCACCGAGUGCGGGAAGAGGUUCACCCAGUCUCCCCACCUGAGGUCUCACAUGGUCACACACACCGGAGAGCGACCGUUCCUCUGCACCACCUGCGGGAAGAGGUUCACCCAGUCGUCCCACCUGAGGUCUCACAUCACGCUGUUCCACGUGGGCGAGAAGCCCUUCGCUUGCGCCGACUGCGGGAAGAGCUUCACCAUCGCCCACUACCUGAAGAUGCACCGGCUGAGCCACACCAAGGAGAAGCUGUACCAGUGUUCGUACUGCCAGAAGGCCUUCUCCUACCACAACUCCUGGAGGGCCCACGAGAGGAUCCACACCGGCGAGCGUCCGUUCGGCUGCCGGGACUGCGGCCAGAGCUUCAUCACGUCGGGCUCGCUGCUGAGUCACCAGAGGACCAAACACACCGGAGAGAAGAGCCACUACUGCAUCACCUGCGGGGAGUUCUUCUUCACCAGCUCGCUGCUGCGGGUCCAUCAGCUGGACCACACCGGCGAGCGGCCGCACGCCUGCAACUGCGGCAAGACCUUUAAAACCAAAGGAGUGCUGCGGUACCACCUGAAGAGGUUCAUCGGCCACCAGCCGGCCCAGUGAGCUCAGACUCUACUGGGGGAAGGACAGACAG